CUCCACAUUAGUCUUUUUAUUUUAUUUACCCUCCUUUAUAACUUUUACUUUUGUAUUGUUUUACUAAUCCAUUCUCAAACAAACAUCAGGAGGAAGCCGGCGAAACGCAGUUUCUGGGUACAGACCCCAGUUCUGUUCAAUUGCAAAGGUAAAGCUGAAUCCUACAACACCAACCCAACAAAGGUCUGGCCCCUCUUCCUGUUUUUCAUUAUACCCAGGUGCUAUCUUCUUUUGCUUUUCACUCUAGUUUCAGAUUUCUAUGAAACUGGUUGCAGAAACAGAAAGAUCAUGUCUUUACUUUCUGACAUUAGCAGACAGUACUAUUGUAAGUUUGUAACUGACUCUUUAAAUGAUAUAUCUAAGCCUUGUUUUAUUCUGCUGCUGUUUGAGUUCGUUUCUGCUAAUGUGUGAGGCAUAUCCAGGAAAUGCAAUACACACUAACACUACUGUCAGUUCGCUCAGUUGGAUACAGUUUAUGAAUUCAGAUAUAUGUAAUUUUUUUUAAUAUCUCGGAAGCCUUACUAGAUGUUGAUCAAUUUAUGGUGAAGCAUGUGCCCGGAUUUUAAUCUGAAAGCACUUUUGUUGAUGAUUAUGUUGGUAUUGCAAAGUCUGGUCAGAUAUCAGAAUGCUUAUAGUGUGGUUUAGAGCUUAGGGAAUUCAGACACUUUAAUGUUUUUAUAAGUUCCGUAACAAGACCGGAAUUCAGAAGGAGUCUCUGUUUGUCAUUAUGUAUUUGGAAAAAGUUCCUUGGAUUUGGUACUACUGUUGUUUAGUACCCAGAUUCCAGGAGCGCUGAGUGUACCAAAGACAUGCUUGCAAACAUUGGAGUGUGGAACUGAGGAGUAUUAAUCAAGUGAGGCUAAGAAUUGUCAUUGACUAGGAAAUUCAAUGACAAUUUCCUUGUAUUUGGACCUCUAUGUCAGAUAUGAGUCAAUGAUUAAUUUUUACUCUUCUGUUCUUGUUCUUGUUCUUGUUCUUGUUCCGUCUCUUUUUGGGCUCUUCGAUGAAUUUAUUUGUUUUUCCUUGCUUAUUUCUAGGAGUUUAAGACAAACCUGCUAGACAAACAUUCAAGUCUAUAAAAUCUGAUGACACAUAACUAUUUGUGUCUAACCCCAAAUCAACUAUAGGGCUUAUAGUUUCAGUCAUAGAGUAAGUACUCGUUACUCCCACCCCUCCCAUUGGCCUUAGUUCUCUUUAAAGCCCGAACUAAAAAACGACCUACUUCUGCCAACUAUUUUGUACCAUGGAAACUUUGGGUGCUUUCAUUGUUGAAGUAGGCAAGUCUUUAACCAAAUUCCUGUGGUCGAAGUUUGCCACCCUGAGAAAAUUCCAAAAAAACAUCCAGACUCUGAAGAAGGAGCUGCAAACCCUCAGUUGCCGAAAGGAUCAGAUAACUGAAGAUAUUGCGUUAGCAAAAUUAGAAGGGAAGUGCCCAGCAAGCCAAGUUGUAGGCUGGAUUGAGAAGGUUGAAGGCAUUGAGCAGGCUGUUAAGGAGGAGAUUGACAGCAAACUGCAGCCAUUUUUGCAGGAAGAUCAGAUCGAUCCUUCUGUUAAUGGCCAGGGAUGUAUCUUUGACUUGAACAUGCACCAGAGGUACCAUCUUAGCAAAAUUGCAGCAAAGAGGUGUGAUGGGGUGAAACAAUUAAUUACUGAAUCGUACAACUUUUCUACUAUGUGGGAAUCUUUGAUGCUUCGUAUCAUACCCAUUCAGCAUAUUCCAGCACCAUCUCUUGUUGGCCAGAAAGCACAAGAGAUGCUAAAGCAGGUUAUGGAAUGUCUGGCUGAUAAUAAGAUCAGUAGGAUUGCUGUCUAUGGAAUGGGAGGUUCUGGGAAGACUACGCUAGUAAAAACCUUGAACAAUCAGCUCAAGUCUUCUGGUUCAAAGUUAUAUGAUGUGGUCAUCUGGAUCCCUGUCUCAAAUGACUUGGAUAUGAAAAGGGUUCAAUCUCGGGUCGCUGAGAGAUUAAACUUGGCAAUAAAAGCAGAAGAGAGCAUAGAGAAUAGGGCUUGUAGAUUACAUCAAGCAUUAAAGUCAAAAAGGUUUCUCCUUAUUCUUGAUGACGUUUGGGAGAAGAUUGACUGGGAUGCUGUGGGGAUACCACAAGGUGAUGACCAAGCAAACUGUAAGAUCGUAUUCACAACCCGAUCUCUUGCUGUGUGUAGGGAAAUGGUGACCGAUAAAGAAUUAAAGAUGGAACUUCUUAAUGAGGAAGAGGCUUGGAGUUUAUUUGCAUGGAGUGCAGGAAAUGUAGUGGAGUCAGAACAGAUAAAUCCUCUUGCAAGAGAAAUAGCCAGGGAAUGUGGUGGUUUACCCCUAGCAAUUGAGACUAUGGGGAAGUACAUGAAGGACAAAACAAUGAUACAGUUAUGGAAAGAUGCUCUAUGCCAGUUGAAGCAUUCAAGAUCAGAUUAUGGGAGCUUUGAAAAGGUGCAUCUGCGACUGGAAUUGAGUUAUAACUCUUUACCAAGUAAGAUUCUUAAGAGGUGUUUCUUGUUUUGUUCCCUGUACCCAGAAAAUCUUUUAAUUACUGCUAGGGAACUAAUAUGUGGCUGGAGAGCGGAAGGACUAAUCAGUGAGCAUCGAACUUUAGAGGAGUCAUUUAACGAUGGAAUUGCAAAAAUUGAAUAUUUGAAAGACUCUUGCAUGCUAGAACAAGGUGAACGCAUAGGAACAGUAAAGAUGCACACUGUAUUGAGGGAAGUCGCCUGGUGGAUAUACUCAAAUAGAAAAGAAACUGGGUUUUUUAGCAGCUCAUUUCUGGGAAUGCAGGCGAAGUUGCAGAGUUCUUUCAGAGUAGUUUCAUAUAUGCAGAACUCUAUAACCAGCUUGCCUAGUAGAUUCUCAUUCUCCGGGUGCUCCAAACUCACUGUGUUGUUCCUCCAAUGUAAUCCUUUCUAUAAAAUUCCUGAUGGGUUCUUUCGAGAACUUAGAGCCUUAAGAUUCUUGAAUCUGAGCAGCACUCAAAUAUCUUCCUUGCCUUCUUCUCUUCUUCAGCUAACAGAGCUACACACUCUUCUCUUAAGAGACUGUUCUUCUCUAGAAAAUCUCCCACAACUUGGAGCUCUCCAUAAACUCCAGGUGCUUGAUCUAUAUGGCACUCGCAUAAGAGAGCUUCCAAAAGACACGGGAACUCUAACUCAUCUGAGAGAUCUAAACUUGUCGCACACAAACCACCUAAAAAGUAUCAUAGCUGGAUCCAUCUCAGGAUUAUAUAGUCUUGAGGCCUUGGACAUGUCUUUCAGUGCUUAUCAGUGGGAUGUGGAAUGUAAUGUAGAAGGAGCAUCAUUUGAUGAAAUUUUAUCCUUACAGAGGCUUUCAGUUCUUCACAUAAGGCUAGACACGGUUGAUUGUGUUGCUUUGGACUUUGAUGGCUCUUGGUUUGGAAGUUUGAAAGAGUUUUCUAUUUGGAUUGGUCCAAGGAGCUGUGACUUAAGCUAUUUACCAACUCAGCAUGAUGAGAAACGGGUCAUACUUAGAGGGGUUGACCUCUUGCAAAGUGGCCUUGAGGGGUUAUUGUGCAGUGCAGUUUCCCUGGACCUGGUCACAUGUGGAGGCAUGAGUAGUUUAUCCGAUGUAGUUUCCAACAGAAAAUUGGGUGGCCUGCCAAAUUUGAAGUUUCUCACCAUCUCAAAUUGUGACUGCAUCACUAGUUUGUUUAUUGGCGAACAAACUCUUGCAAGCACAUUGCCAAAUCUACAGCAUUUGAGUCUCAAUCGCCUAAACAAUUUGGAAACCAUGGUGGACAGGAUACUCCCUAGAGGAUGCCUUGGAAAAUUAAAGACCAUCGAAGUGAUGGGAUGCGGACGACUAAAGACUCUCAUAUCCUUCCCUUUACUUAGAAGGGUUCAAAAUGUUGAAGAAAUCAAGGUGAGUGACUGCAGGAGGAUGAAGCAAAUUAUUGUAAAUAUCAUUUUGUACGAACCUCUUCCAAAGAUGAAAACAAUAGAAGUAAGGGAUAUGGACAGCUUAACAACUAUUUGUUCAAGGGCUGCAAAGUUGACUGCUCUGGAGAGGAUUGAAGUUAGCAAUUGCCCCAAGCUAGAGAUGCUUCCACUCAGAGCUCACAAUGCAGCAAAUCUCAAAGAAAUUAGAGGAGAGUUAAGUUGGUGGAAUGGUCUUAGAUGGAAACGAGAUGGAGAUAUGACCGGUCUUCAGCAACGAUUCCAAGCGUGCGCAGACUCCACAAUGCUGUUAGAUACAGAGGUAAACAAGAAUGUGUGAUAAAUUCAUAAUAUAUACUUUCGCUGUUCAUAUUUUUGAGUUCAUGAAAGAUUUCGACUUUUC
Argentina anserina (silverweed cinquefoil) is the source of this 4285-nucleotide messenger RNA. RefSeq names its product disease resistance protein At4g27190-like. The transcript is spliced from 2 exons. Bases 1244 to 4222 code for a protein of 992 amino acids. Gene Ontology annotation, molecular function: protein binding; ATP hydrolysis activity; ADP binding. The record is from RefSeq and is a predicted model, not a curated record. NCBI's taxonomy places the organism in Eukaryota, Viridiplantae, Streptophyta, Magnoliopsida, Rosales, Rosaceae.